Molecule: messenger RNA, 1849 nt
Organism: Sipha flava (yellow sugarcane aphid)
Lineage: Eukaryota; Metazoa; Arthropoda; Insecta; Hemiptera; Aphididae
Exons: 2
Coding region: 116-484 (122 amino acids)
Source: RefSeq, a predicted model, not a curated record
GUGACUGUUACGGAUCGUAUUCGAAACGCACGCGAACCGCAUGGAAACGCACGAAGAAUUUAAAAUAUUGUGCUUUAUGACGUAUACCUUGUCGUAAUCGACGAACCGUACUGAAAUGCAAUCGAUAAUUGAAAAACACGAACGACUCCGUCGCCGCAAUACUUUAUUGACAAACGUAAACACAUAUAGGUACGCCAAAAAUUAUUUUUCCCCGUGGAGGUUUUUCUUAAAGCGUGUACAAUGUCAUAACGUUGUGUGUGUUUUCGUAGUCUUACAAAUGGAAUCGAACACAAAAAUGGAUAGUGGAGGAAAACAGUAUUUAUCUCGUUUUUGGAGGAAAAUGGUUACGGCCUUUCACGAAAUCCGGCAAGUCGCUACUGGGCGUAUGUUCUCUCAACCGCGGGCCGCAACGGUCGCAAAGAAAACGGUUACCCGCAGCUACAUACGAACGGAUGUUCGCGUUGCUUACCGAAACAACGGCUGAGAUGGUUUUUUGGAGAGGCGAUGUAGUGAUUUUCCCUCACCCUUGGGAUUUUUUUUUUAUCAUAGAUGUAUCUAAUAUUUUUGAUACAGGUGUAAAGUCAUACAGAUAUAAUAGCAUUAUAAGUAAUAAUAUUCCUAUUCGCCUCACCCGUCGCCUCUGAAUAACGGUGCAACGGUCAGAAACGUCCGUACAAACGUCCAAACGUCAAGUGUAAACGUGACCACGCGUUUGGUUUUACGUUCGCGGAAGCAUAACGACAUGCGAGCUUGACACAACGCAUCGGUUUGACCUUUAAUAAAGUCAAACUGACGUUUGUAACACGCACAAGAUUGUGCGGUGCGCGCAUGCGUUGUACACAUUUCGUUUGAUAACACUUGUCGUUAUCUAUACCGUGGAAUAACGUGAUAGAACAUUGUAUCGUUAUGUUAUGUUGUGUUGCCGUUUUUUUAAUUCGAGUCCUAGUAACUGCACUACGCACCGUUAUUAUGUAAACGCGUACGCGUGCCGCAGUAACGAAAUUUUAAAUGUUGUCACAUUUUUUUUCCGAUCAAAUAUUUUACCGAGUCCGACUUCCGAUACUGUAAUAUUUGUCCGUACAACGCAGACAUUCGAGGUACAUAGCACACAUAUGUUGUCUAUAUUUUAUGCGUGGGGUAGGUUUUGUAACUCGUAAAACGGUUAAUAAUAUUAAAUUCUACGUCGAGACUGGAUGACGAGGAAAAAACGAUUCGUUUCCGAUGUGUGCGUGUUCAUAAAAAACGUGUACGGACCGUGUAGGAGUACCGUGCCUAUCAUAAGUAGCUCCCGGUUACAAAAAUAAAUUUUAGCGCCCUGACCCCUCUACAAAAUAUUUUUGAACCAUAUAAUUAUAGUUAAGCUUAAACUAUAAGGAGACUACUUAAGAAUAGAGAUUUUUAUAUAACUACUUAUUUUGUAUUUAUUAAAUUAAUAAAACAAAUAAUCAACGACUAAAGAACAAUAUAAGUAAUAUAACUCAAACUGAUAAUUUGACGCCAUGUUUUCUCACCCUGGUCCACUUGAUUGAACAAGUUACCCUGAAAUUUCGCCUCUAGAUUUAAAUCUAUAGUUCUCGUUAUACCAGAUAAAUUAUGAUUCAACGAUCUUACUCUAUCCAAAUCCCUAAUAAUCAAAUUUAACCGAUUGCGCAUAAGCCAUCAUCUAUUACCUUCUUGUUUGUAAUUUAAAUCUUAAUGAUUCACUUCCAGUGGUGAAAUUAUCGGGAGUGUUGGGUGUAAAAUUCACAGAGACCCCAGUUUUGGAGGGCUCUGAGAUAUCUUCUGAUAUUAUCUUUUUCUUCCCUUACAAUAUUCCUAUUAUAAUCUAUAAUAUACACAUAUUAUAUUA